AUGGCAGGGACCUUCGACCGUCUGACGCAGUCACCGACCUUCCGAGCGUACCAGGGCCGGCUUCCUACCAUCAAGACCGGCGCCGCCGCCGGCUACGAUCUGUCGGGGGGACAGUCCGUGCCGGCGGAGUAUCUAGGAGGGGGCCAUUGCGGGGCUCCGCUGGAGCAGGCCGGCGAAACCUGGUGUGAGGCCCUCCCUGAGCGCGGGCUCCUCCCGCCUUUCGAGGACCGCUUCGCCGACUUCCCAGAACCGCUGCGCUGGAGGCUGAUCGACUGCUGCAGGGCGGCCGUGGAGCAGUGCCUCCGCGACGUCACCGCCGAGAUCCGUGGCCUCACUCUCGGCGCCGCCGUCCCGGAGGACAUCUUUCUUUACGACUCCAUCCUCGCCGCCGCCCACAUCACCGGUGUCGACGCCGAGGAAACCAGGUGGCGCCUCUACGCCUACCUUACCGCCGCCGAGGAGCAGGCCACCGCGGCAGCUGCGGCGGCGCGCCGCGCAUGA
This is a messenger RNA of Spirodela intermedia, 501 nucleotides long. Lineage: Eukaryota; Viridiplantae; Streptophyta; Magnoliopsida; Alismatales; Araceae. The record is from the annotation of a GenBank genome assembly.